Molecule: messenger RNA, 1953 nt
Organism: Entrophospora sp. SA101
Lineage: Eukaryota; Fungi; Glomeromycota; Glomeromycetes; Entrophosporales; Entrophosporaceae
Source: the annotation of a GenBank genome assembly
AUGAGUUCAACUACUAUUAUCACGAAUACUACUAAAUCAACGACAACAUAUCAUUCAACGACAACAAAUUCAUCGUCAACUCUCCAAAAAAAUAAUCAAGUUUCAACUGAUGCCAAAAAUUUAGGUUUACAUUCUGGUGCUGCUGCUGGUAAUCUUGGCUUAGUAAAAUUCGCUUUAGAUCAUGGUCAAUCUAUCGAUUCUGCAUUAAAUGGCGUACUGCCUAUUCACGCCGCUUGUAUAAACGGCAAUGCUAACGUAGUGCAGUAUUUGAUUGAACGUGGUGCAAACGUCAAUUCUCCAAGACAUCCACGUAAAUUAAGUGGUGCAGAUAAAACCAAAUCGUCGUCGGGUUAUUCAGUAGGGACAACUGGUUCAACCGCAUUACAUUUUGCCGCUGCAAAUGGUUGCACGCAGACGGUUGAACUAUUAUUAAAAAAUGGUGCUAUGGUUGAUGUGGCAGAUAAAUAUGGUUCGACUCCUCUAUCUGUUGCUAUGGCAAAAAAUCAUAAUGAUGUUGUUGAAUUAUUAAAAACUUAUGACAAGGCUUCAAAAUUUAAAAAAAUAAAAAUGCCAACAUUGAGUAGCAGUAGUAAUCAUACGACUGCUGUUGUUGUAAAUAACAAUACUAACAAUACUAUUGUUAUUGAUUCCGCCACUUCUACUGCUACAAACAAUAACGCUUCUAAUAAUAAUAGUAAUGGCAAUGCCUCUUCAUCUAAAGAUUUUACUGCAUUUAUUCAUUAUUUGUCAAAACGUAGACCAACAUCAAAUAUUGGCAAUAACAAAUCGCAAAAAUCAAAACCUUCAAAAUCUUCAAAAAUAAAAUCAACGAUUAUAGGUACAAAUAAAUCUAAAAGUCCUAAAAAUAAUCCUAGCAGCUCUAGUAACAACAGUCCUAAUAAUAACAAUGUGUUAGAAUUAUCACCACAAAUACCACAAAUUGUGACGGAGCGUCAACACUCAAGAUCAUUGGAAUUGCCACAACUUCAUUCAAAAUCACUGGAAGAAAUACUCAACAACAAAUUUACCAGUAAAAAAGUUGAUGAAAUAAUGAUAAUUGAUUUAUCUGAUAAACCACCAUCAUCGUCUAUUUAUCUGUCAUCAUCUUACGAUGAUGAAUCAACAACUUCACCUGACACUGGUAUAAAAAAACACAAAUCACCAACAAAAGAAUUGUUUCGUAAAAGUUUAAAUUUGACUCGUCAUUUUGCCAAUACCGCUACUACUACUACUUCAUCAACAACAAUAUCGUCGGUUUCAAACAGUAAUUCCUUGACCAUGAUAAAUCAUAAUAAUAACGGCCAUGUAGUUAUUAAUAAUGAGGUUAAUAAUAAUAAUGGUGGUGGUAGUAGUAGAUCGCCAGAUAGAAGGUCAACCAGAUUUUCAUUUUCAUCAUCAACCACUCCACAAUCAAAUUCUUCAUCUAUCAACUCUUUGUUGAUGGCCACAUCACCUGAACUUACAGCAUUUUCCUCGGAUUCCUCUUCAUCUUACACCACAACAGCCCUGCCACCACCUCCUAUUGUUAUUCCUGAGAAAAAGAAACGUCGUUCGACCGAUCCUCUUUUUGAUUUCAAAACUAAAAAACAAUGGUCAAAAGAUGAUAAUCAUCUUACUAUCAGUCAAAACCCGGCUGCUUCUGCUUCAUCCGAUUCACUAAAUCGUAUUAUGAAAAGAUCAAUGUCUGAAAGUGGCGCUGCUGGCGGUUUUGGCGGUUUUGGCAUUAUGGGUUUUGGUAGCCACAGUACCAGUGAUCUUAGUUCCAUCGAUAAUGCUCACAAUAUGAAUGUUGGUACUAGUGGGAAUUCUGGCACAAUUAAACCUUUAUUCAUUUCAAGUAAAAAGAAUAAUAAUCAAAAGAAUUUCUGGGCAUUAAAAAUUAGUGGUAGUGAUAAAGAAUCUUCCAAAAGUAUGCUUGGUAGAUUUACUGAAUUUGUUAUGGGAAAAAAUUAA